UGCCAGGUGGACACCGCAGCAGAAAGCCCAAGCCGCAGGCGGCGUAGCGGCCGGCUUCCCUUUUCCGAAGCUACUCAGAGGUUAACCAGGGUCUGUGAGCAAACAGCUUAGAGAAAGAGCCCAGCUUAGCGCCCAGGGCUGUCCCAGGAGGCGAUGGCAAGCAAACAGGGGCAGCCCUCACCCUCUCCAGCCCAGCAAGGAGCCCUUUGGGCAGGGCUGGGACUGAGGGAAGUUGCAGGAGGGGGUGUUUGGCUUUACAGGCAUAUGCACACAGAUGUAUAUAUAUAAAAACCCUGCAGACGGAGCCCGGGAGGGUUGGCAAACACACCCACACCUUGGUUCGCCGGGCAGUGCUCUGGGCGUCCCAGCAGCUGAACGCCAGCGUAGGGGAGCGUGCGGGUAGCGGAGAUAUCUGCCCAUGGGCUCGCUGCUGCUGCUGCUGCUGCUGCAGGCAGUUUGGAAAGGUGCUGUAGGAAAAUCCCAUUCGCUGCACACCCGAGGAAUCAUCGAACUGGCAGGAGCUAUCACAUGUGGCACGGGGCGGUCCCCCUUGGCAUAUAUUGGCUAUGGAUGCUACUGCGGGCUGGGAGGACAAGGCUGGCCUAAAGAUAAAACAGACUGGUGCUGCCACAGGCACGACUGCUGCUACGACAAGGCGGAGAAAGAGGGCUGCAGCCCCAAGGUGCAGAGCUACCAGUGGGAGUGCGAGGAGAAGGCCGUGCAGUGCGAUAAAGUGACAGACCGAUGUGAGAAAAUGGUGUGCCAGUGUGACCAGGAAGCAGCCAAGUGCUGGGGAGAGGCCCCUUACAACCCGCACUUCAUCCUCUGGCCAAACUUUCUGUGUGGACGGACUCAUCCCACCUGCCACUUCAGCUACGGGGGGGAGAAAUAGUCUUGUUAGAAGCUUUCUUCUAAUCUGAAAGCACUGGAAUAAAAAUUGUACCUCUUUUCCCUGAGCUAACAAUGGUGUGAGAGAAUCUCUGUCAGGUAAGGGUUUACGGGGAAGAAAGACAGGGCAAAAUGUGUGCCUCUUCCAAAUACUGAAGUAAAGAUAAAAUCUCAACCCUUCUGUAUGAAAGGUAAGGACCCCUGUGACACUCCAAGCAGAUCUGCGCUCAAACUGAGUGUUGUCUGCAGUGUAGCUAGAGCACAUUGCCAGUCGCCAAAUGGCUUUCUUGUCCUUUCACACAGUCUGACCUGCGGCUCCCACACAACUGCACAUAAUCUGGAAAAUAUGUAGAGACUUCUGCCGGACUUUUUUU
Oxyura jamaicensis (ruddy duck) is the source of this 1262-nucleotide messenger RNA. RefSeq names its product phospholipase A2-like. The coding region runs from base 419 to 892 and encodes 157 amino acids. The record is from RefSeq and is a predicted model, not a curated record. Gene Ontology annotation, biological process: phospholipid metabolic process; arachidonate secretion; lipid catabolic process. NCBI's taxonomy places the organism in Eukaryota, Metazoa, Chordata, Aves, Anseriformes, Anatidae. The transcript has 4 exons. Gene Ontology annotation, molecular function: calcium ion binding; phospholipid binding.